Messenger RNA from Coregonus sp. 'balchen', 7231 nucleotides. The record is from the annotation of a GenBank genome assembly. NCBI's taxonomy places the organism in Eukaryota, Metazoa, Chordata, Actinopteri, Salmoniformes, Salmonidae.
CUCAAUCCUGACACAGACAGAUCAAGCCCAGAAAGAGAGAUCAAUUACGAGGUUUAUUUUAGGCCACAAGUUGAUUGAAGUGGUUCAGGUAUGUUAGAGGCCAAGGAAGUGUAUUCGUUCUUGCUCUUUGUGAAUGGGUGGUUGGGUCAGCUCUUCUCCCCUUGCUCCCAACCAGUCCUUCUAUCUACAAGCAAUCUCAAUACCCAACAGGUAAGAGAGAUAUGCAGAUGUACUAUCUGUGUUUUUAGCUCUAUUAUGACCUAUUAAUUAGGUUAUUAUACACAAGCGAUGUAAUAUCAAAACCUCAUGAGCCCUUCAUGAUGAUUAUCAAAUGAUUAUUGCGUUUUUGGUCUUUAAUUUAUUUACAAAAAAUAUGUGUGAUUUAUUUAUUUUAUUUCAACUUUAUUCAUACAAGUAGUCAACUUUGAGUUAAAACAUACAGGGAGUCACUUUUACAAGUGAGCCCUGCAAACAACAUACAAAAUACAAGAUGCAGUUUGCUGUACUUCCCACCAUAUGUGGUUUGAUUUGACAGAAUGUUGUAAUUAGAGUCCUACAGCAUACAGUAUAUGGUUGUACCUUACAGAAAAUCCACAUGAUUUCACAAUUCAUGUGGUUUUUCCGUAAUGGGGGAUACGACUAGAUAAGGACAGCACCUCAACUAAUGGUUUCACAGUUUCAGUUUCAGAGAUAGUUUUUGACUUUCUUCCCACUUAUGGCAUUGGCCUUUCACUUGUCGCUCUCCGCUUUCCCCACCCACUGGUUUUCAACAGUGGUGGUCGUUUUUUGUCAGUAAUUUCUUAAAAUAUAUAUAUUUUUUCUUCUUAUAAUUCUCCCCCUCUCUUUUCCUCCUUUCACAAAUCUCUCUCUCUCUCUCUCUCUCUCUCUCUCAGUAUCUCGGCAAAUGGUACUUCAUUGCAGCGGCUGGUGUGAAGGAGUCGGAUGUGCAGAUGUUCAGACAGAUGGACAGCACUGUGUUUCACCUGAAUGAGACCGCUAAAGAUACACUACUGUUGACCGGAGCCAUGCGUAUGUAAGACACCAGGGAUAGCUGACACACAAUCAUAAUGGUAGAGAAGGCAAAUUGGGGUAUGUCCCAAUAAUCUCUCCUUCUUCCUGAAGUUUGCACUUGUUCACUACUCCCCAGAAAUGUAAAAGCAUUUGAUUUGUACAGUGCAUUCGGAAAGUAUUCAGACCCCUUGACAUUUUCCACAUUUUGUUAGGUUACAGCCUUAUUCCAAAAAAAAAAUCUUCAUCAAUCUGCACACAAUACCCCAUAAUAACAAAGUGAAAACAGGCUUUUAGAAAUAUUUGCAAAUUGAUAAAAAAAUUUACUUAAAUACUUUAUUUACAUAAGUAUUCAGACCCUUUGCUAUGAGACUCGAAAUUCAGCUCAGGUGCAUCCUGUUUCCAUUGAUCAUCCUUGAGAUGUUUCUACAACUUGAUUGGAGUCCACCAAUGGUAAAUUCAAUUGAUUGGACAUGAUUUGGAAAGGCACACACCUGUCUAUAUAAGGUCCCACAGUUGACAGUGCAUGUCAGAGCAAACACCAAGCCAUGAGGUCGAAGGAAUUGUCUGUAGAUCUCUGAGACAAGAUUGGGUCGAGGCACAGGUCUGGGUAAGGGUACCAAAAAGGUUCUGCAGCAUUGAAGGUCCCCAAGAACAAAGUGGCCUCCAUCAUUCUUAAAUGGAAGAAGUUUGGCCACCCGGCCAAACUGAGCAAUCGGGGGAGAAGGGCCUUGGUCAGGGAGGUGACCAAGAACCUGAUGGUCACUCUGACAGAGCUCCAGAGUUCCUCUGUGGAGAUGGGAGAACCUUCCAGAAGGACAACCAUCUCUGCAGCACUCCACCAAUCAGGCCUUUAUGGUAGAGUGGCCAGACGGAAGCCACUCCUCAGUAAAAGGCACAACAGUCCACUUGGAGUUUGCUUAAAGGCACCUAAAGGACUCUCAGACCAUGAGAAACAAGAUUCUCUGGUCUUAUGAAACCAAGAUUGAACUCUUUGGCCUGAAUGCCAAGCGUCACGUCUGGAGGAAACCUGGCACCAUCCCUACGGUGAAGCAUGGUGGUGGGAGCAUCAUGCUGUGGGGAUGUUUUUCAGCGGCAGGGACUGGGAGACUAGUCAGGAUCGAGGGAAUGAUGAACGGAGAAAAGUACAGAGAGAUCCUUGAUGUUCCAGAGCGCUCAGGACCUCAGACUGGGGCGAAGGUUCACCUUCCAACAGGACAAAGACCCUAAGCACACAGUCAAGACAAUGCAGGAGUGGCUUCGGGAUAAGUCUUUGAAUGUCCUUGAGUGGCCCAGCCAGAGCCCGGACUUGAACCUGAUCGAACAUCUCUGGAGAGACCUGAAAAUAGCUGUGCAGCAAUGCUCCCCAUCCAACCUGACAGAGCUUGAGAGGAUCUGCAGAGAAGAAUGGGAGAAACUCCCCAAAUACAGGUGUGCCAAGCUUGUAGUGUCAAACCCAAGAAGACUCAAGGCUGUGUGAUAUUUCAGUUUUUUAUUUGUAAUACAUUUGCAAAAAUGUCUGAAAACCUGUUUUUGCUUUGUCAUUAUGGGGUAUUGUGUGUAGAUUGAUGAGGGGGAAAAAACUAUGUAAUCCAUUUUAGAAGAAGGCUAUAAUGUAACAAAAUGUGGAAAAAGUAAAGGGGUCUGAACACUUUCCAAAUGCACUGUAUAUGCGUGGGCUAAAAGGGAGUUUCUUAUAACAGUCAUUUCUUGUCAAAUCCAUUAUGGGAAGUGAACAAAUGAGAAACUGAAAUUCUACCCAGUUGUACACACUUCAACAGUCUUAAUUACACCCUAUAUGGCGUUGCAAUACUUGUGGACUAUUCUACCUUGACUAACAUUUUCAGAGUAUAGGAGAAUGUCAAUGUUGUUUACAAAAUGACAGUAGAAGCUGUCUGUGUGAUAACGCACAUCUUUUUCAAUUUUAGGGGUGUUCAUUGCAUUAUGAAAAACUGGACCUAUACUAUUCAGCCUGGCAAAGAUGAUUUGACAAUGGAAGGUAACUCACAACCACUCCCACCAACUUAGGUGCAACUUUUAACUUGAGAUUCUUUCUCUUAACUCAGGCUUUUUUACAGUGAGUAUAUUGACCCACUGAAAAAGUAUUGGGACAGUGACACAUUUUUUGUUGUUUUGGCUCUGUAUUCCAGCACUUUGGACUUCACUUUUUACUACUUUCAUACACAUAUAAGUGAAUUUGUCCCGAUAUUUUUGGUCGCCCAAAAUGAGUGGACUACGUACAAAAAGUGCUGUACUUUCUAAACGGUUCACCCGAUAUGGAUGAAAAUACCCUCAAAUUAAAGCUGAUAGUCUGCACUUUAACCUCAUGGUCAUUAUAUCAUUUCAAAUCCAAAGUGCUGGAGUACAGAGCCCAAAACAACAACAAAAUAGUCACUGUCCCAAUUCCUCUGGAGCUCACUGUAUGUGUGACCAAAACUUAAGCAAAACUAUGUCAGCCCAUUUAAUAAUGAAUUGCCUGUUGUUUUGACACAGGCAGGCCUGAGCUCCAAACUCUAGUGUGGAGUGGAGAGUGGCUGAACUGCACCCAGUGUAUCCUGCUGCAGGAGAUAGAGCGUCACUUGGACCCACUAGAGACACACGACGCCCUCAACAGAUUCAUGCUUUACGGUCAGCCCAGGAGUCAUUCAUGAUUGCAUACUGUGAUGGAAUACCAGGAAAUGAAGCAAAGCUGAGAUAAUCUAAGAAUUGAGAUACAUACUAUUAUUAAUACAUCACAUUGCUGUUUAAUUAAAUAUUACAUAUGUACAAUGUACAUAUUAUGUGUUUUUAAAUUGUAUAACAAGGAGAUGGUAUAGCUGCCCAAAGGGUUACUGUGCUUAGAGAUGCAAACAAUAUUUGCAUGUUUGCACUGUAAGUGCUCCUCAAUGAAAAUCGUGUAUUUUCUUUUUAUCAGCUCGUGGCAGUGCCUUAUUGGAUAAUAAAGUGGUGAAGGCGUUUCAGACCCAAACAGCUUGUAAAAAUAUGGAUAGAUUUGUCCAUCUCCCUCAAGAGAAAGGUUUGUGUUUUUUGUGUGUAAUCUAACCUCACUAUAAAACAAAAGGGCUUGGACCACCAGAGAAAAUAUAUAUUCUCACAUUUCUAAAAUCUGUCAUUGAACAGUUACACUACCAGUCAAAAGUUUGGACACACCUACUCAUUCAAGGGUUUUUCUUUAUUUUUACAAUUUUUUACAUUGUACAAUAGGUGGUCCUCUGUAGCUCAAUUGGUAGAGCAUGGCGCUUGUAACGCCAGGGUAGUGGGUUCGAUCCCCGGGACCACCCAUACGUAAAAAUGUAUGCACACAUGACUGUAAGUCGCUUUGGAUAAAAGCGUCUGCUAAAUGGCAUAUUAUUAUUAUUAUUAUUAGAAUAAUAAUGAAGACAUCAAAACUAUGAAAUAACACAUAUGGAAUCAUGUAGUAACGAAAAAAGUGUUAAACAAAUCAAAAUAUAUUUUAUAUUUAAGAUUCUUCAAAUAGCCACCCUUUGCCUUGAUGACAGCUUUGCACACUCUUGGCAUUCUCUCAACCAGCUUCAUGAGGUAGUCACCUGGAAUGCAUUUCACAUUAACAGGUGUGCCUUCUUAAAAAUUAAUUUGUGGAAUUUCUUUCCUUCUUAAUGCGUUUGAGCCAAUCAGUUGUGUUGUGACAAGGUAGGUAUACAGAAUAUAGCCCUAUUUGGUAAAAGACCAAGUCCAUAUUAUGGCAAGAACAGCUCAAAUAAGCAAAGAGAAACGACAGUCCAUCAUUACUUUAAGACAUGAAGGUCAGUCAAUACAGAACAUUUCAAGAACUUUGAAAGUUUCUUCAAGUGCAGUCACAAAAACCAUCAAGCGCUAUGAUGAAACUGGCUCUCAUGAGGACCACCACAGGAAUGGAAGACCCAAAGUUACCUCUGCUGCAGAGGAUAAAUUCAUUAAAGUUACCAGCCUCAGAAAAUUGCAGCCCAAAUAAAUGCUUCAAGGAGUUCAAGUAACUGACACAUCUCAACAUCAACUGUUCAGAGGGGACUGUGUGAAUCAGGCCUUCAUGGUCGAAUUGCUGCAAAGAAACUGUACGACCCUGCCUUACACAGGAAGCGGCACAGGUCCUAAUCCAGGCACUUGUCAUCUCCCGUCUGGAUUACUGCAACUCGCUGUUGGCUGGGCUCCCUGCCUGUGCCAUUAAACCCCUACAACUCAUCCAGAAUGCCGCAGCCCGUCUGGUGUUCAACCUUCCCAAGUUCUCUCACGUCACCCCGCUCCUCCGCACACUCCACUGGCUUCCAGUUGAAGCUCGCAUCUGCUACAAGACCAUGGUGCUUGCCUACGGAGCUGUGAGGGGAACGGCACCUCCGUACCUUCAGGCUCUGAUCAGUCCCUACACCCAAACGAGGGCAUUGCGUUCAUCCACCUCUGGCCUGCUGGCUCCCCUACCUCUGCGGAAGCAUAGUUCCCGCUCAGCCCAGUCAAAACUGUUCGCUGCUCUGGCACCCCUAUGGUGGAACAAGCUCCCUCACGACGCCAGGACUGCGGAGUCACUCACCACCUUCCGGAGACAUUUGAAACCCCACCUCUUUAAGGAAUACCUGGGAUAUGAUAAAGUAAUCCUUCUACCCCCCCCCCCUUACCCCAACCCCCCCCCCCCCCCCCAAAAAAAAAAAAAACAUUGUAAAGUGGUUAUCCCACUGGCUAUAAGGUGAAUGCACCUAUUUGUAAGUCGCUCUGGAUAAGAGUGUCUGCUAAAUGACGUAAAUGUAAAUGUAAACCACUACUAAAGGACACCAGUAAGAAGAAGAGACCUGCUUGGGCCAAGAAACACGAGCAAUGGACAUUAGACCGGUGGAAAUGUUGGUCUGGAGUCCAAAUUUGAGAUUUUUGGUUCCAACCACUGUGUCUUUGUGAGAUGCGGUGUGGGUGAGCGGCUGAUCUCUGCAUGUGUAGUUCCCACCGUAAAGCAUGGAGGAGGAGGUGUUAUGGUGCUUUGCUGGUGACACUUUCUGUGAUUUAUUUAGAAUUCAAGGCACACUUAACCAACAUGGCUACCACAUCAUUCAGCAGCGAUACGCCAUCCCAUCUGGAUAGGGCUUAGUGGGACUAUAAUUUGUUUUUCCACAGGACAAUGACCCAACACACCUCCAGGCUGUGUAAGGGCUAUUUUACCAAGAAGGAGAGUGAUGGAGUACUGCAUCAAAUGACCUGACCUCUACAAUCCCCCGACCUCAACCCAAUUGAGAUGGUUUGGGAUGAGUCGGACGGCAGAGUGAAGGAAAAGCAGCCAACAAGUGCUAAACAUAUGUGGGAACUCCUUCAAGAGUGUUGGGAAAGCAUUCCAGGUGAAGCUGGUUGAGAGAAUGCCAAGAGUGUGCAAAGCUGUCAUCAAGGCAAAGGGUGGCUAUUUGAAGAAUCUCAAAUCUCAAAUAUAUUUUGAUUUGUUUAACACUUUUUUGGUUACUACAUCAUUCCAUAUGUGUUAUUUCAUAGUUUUGAUGUCUUCACUAUUAUUCUACAAUAUAGAAAAUAGUACAAAUAAAGAAAAACCCUUGAAUGAGUAGGUGUGUCCAAACUUUUGACUGGUAAUGUAUAUAUAUAUAUGUGUUUUUUUCAGAGUUUUGUCAUCUGGAGAAUAAGGCGUGGCACUGAGGUAAGAAUCUAAAUGAUUCAUUCACUUUUUUAUUUUUAUGUACUUCUUAUCACUACUGCUCUUCCAUUUUGUGGUUAUUAGAUUACAUUUGCUCAUAUCCAUCUCCACAAUCUAUUACAGGCUACCUGCUAUUUGUUGGAAUCUUCAAUCAAGAUCAUGCCAUGCAUCGAAAUAGGUUUCCUUUUGAGAGUUUAAUAUUAGCAUAUUGCCCACUCUAACAUUGAUCUAACUCAGAAACGUGGAACUAAUUCAAAUGAAGAACUCUCCUCUCAUUCCCCAUGUGUAAUAGUAAAACAAAUAAACAGAAAAAAAGAACUGCUAUUCAAAAUACUAGUGGAAUCAAAGUCUAUUCCAAAGUCUCUGAAUGUUUAGAAUAGCACUAGUGACCCAUGCUUAGACUUCUAUGCAUUUUCUAUCGCCCAUUUAUACUUGCAGUGACAAGGCACACAGUUAUCACGUUUUCUUAAAGAGCCUAUUUCUAGGCAAAUAUUUCAUUUUCACGCACUUCUCUUUUUGCAAGGGAUGACUUGACUCAGUCAUGGUUCACUGAACUGCACUGUUCCACUCUUCACCUACCUCCAUCAGUGGAGGCUACUGAGGGGA